GAUAUCAAACAGAAACAUUCACAAAACUGACAGUUUACGUCGACAAAAUUUUUAUUCACUAAAGAAAACGAUAUUUAUAAAUUAAAUGAGCUUGUAAAAUAGGUGAUAAUUUAUUUAAAAAAUAGUAUGUAAAGACAGCUGGCUGUCAAAAAAGUUUAUUAAAAAAAAACACCGCCCUUACGCUCAAAAAAAAAAAAAUUCAAGUUUUUCAAUUGAAAACAUUUCAAUAAGAGCAGAAGACACGUCACAGAAUCAUGGACGGCCAGUUAUUGGAACCGACUCUUUAUACUGUUAAGGGUAUUGCAAUUCUUGAUAAUGAUGGCAAUAGAAUACUUGCAAAAUAUUAUGAUUCGAGUAAAUUUACAUCAUCAAAGGAUCAAAAAACCUUUGAAAAAUCAUUAUUUAAUAAGACCCAUAGGGCAAACACUGAAAUUAUUAUUCAUGAAGGACUAAUAUGUGUUUAUAAAAGUAAUGUUGACUUGUUUUUCUACGUGAUGGGAAGUGCCAACGAAAAUGAGCUAAUUUUGAUGAGUGUCUUAAAUUGUUUAUAUGACACGGUAAAUCAUCUUUUGAGGAAAAAUGUUGAAAAACGUAUCGUUAUGGAAAAUUUAGAUACAAUAAUGUUGGCUGUUGACGAGAUUUGCGAUGGAGGAAUUAUUUUGGACGCGGAUCCCACUAAUAUAGUACAACGAGUGGCUUUAAGGACGGAUGACAUUCCAUUAGGCGAACAAACAGUCGCACAGGUCCUGCAAUCUGCAAAAGAACAACUUAAAUGGUCAUUGUUGAAAUGAAUUUACAGAACUGAUAUUUUAUUACUUGUAUAAAUAUUAAUGUCAUUAGAAAUUUACAUAUUUCUAUCGUUAUUAAAAUCAUUCCACUAUUUCGAAAACUGUUUUAUCAAUUUUUUUUAAAAAACUCUAAUCCGCUGGUUUUUAUAGUUCAUUUUCUAUUGCAAUCCAAAAUAUAAUCUAGAUUUUUAUUUAUUGUAUUAUUAUUUACAAAAAAUUAUACCAUUAUAAAUUAUUAUAUGGCAUAUUUUAACAAAAUAAAUGGUCUACAUUGGUAAA
Leptopilina boulardi is the source of this 1067-nucleotide messenger RNA. It is a transcript of the gene zetaCOP, whose product is annotated as coatomer subunit zeta-1. The coding region runs from base 255 to 791 and encodes 178 amino acids. Lineage: Eukaryota; Metazoa; Arthropoda; Insecta; Hymenoptera; Figitidae. The transcript is spliced from 5 exons. The record is from RefSeq and is a predicted model, not a curated record. Gene Ontology annotation, biological process: intracellular protein transport; intra-Golgi vesicle-mediated transport; retrograde vesicle-mediated transport, Golgi to endoplasmic reticulum. Gene Ontology annotation, cellular component: COPI vesicle coat.